AUGUGGCAUUCGGUGCUGAUUCCUGACUCUGGUCUGCGUGGGAAACCUACUCUCUCCUCCAGGAAGCCCCUCCAGACUUCCUGCGGGCCAGAGUUUGCCAAUGUCCUCUCCCUGGCUCUCUGCGGAGCGCUGGGCGAUAAAGCCCAGGAGGCCGAGCAGCAGGCCCAUCACCGCCUUACCGGCACCACGUUUUUCCGCAGCAACCGGAUGACUCCUACGGGUCACUUCGCAAGCCCCGCCCCCUCCUCCCAUGCCUCGCCCCGAGGUACUCUGGAAAAUGUAGUCCUGUCACGCGCCCACGGUGGGGUCUCGGAGGGGACCAGGGGUUGCAGUGACAGGCAACCUGGGGCCCUAACACAUGGUCAUUCCUGUUCCAGGAAGAUGAAUGCUUCCAGAUGCCUGUCUGAGGAAGUGGGGUCCCUCCGCCCUCUAACCAUGGCUGUCCUGUCUGCCUCCUUUGUCGUCGGAGUGCUGGGCAAUGGGCUGGUGCUGUGGAUGACGGUCUUCCGUAUGGCCCACACAGUCUCCACCAUCUGCUUCUCCCACCUGGCCCUUGCCAAUUUCAUGCUCUCACUGUCUCUGCCCAUCCUCGUGUACUAUAUUGUCUCCAGGCAGUGUCUCCUCGGAGAGUGGGCCUGCAAACUCUACACCGGUUUUGUGUUCCUCACCUUCUCCGCCAGUAACUGCCUCCUGGUCCUCAUCUCUGUGGACCGUUGCAUCUCUGUCCUCUACCCCGUCUGGGCCCUGAACCAGCACACUGAGCAGCGGGCGAGCUGGCUGGCCUUCGGGGUGUGGCUCCUGGCCGCCGCCUUGUGCUCUACGCACCUGAAAUUCCGGACAACCAGAAAAUGGAAUGGCUGUAUGCAGUGCUACUUACAGUUCAACUUGGAGAAUGAGACUGCCCCGAUGUGGACUCAGGAGGUCUUUGGGAGACAAAUGGCGGUGAUCAUGGCCCACUUCCUGCUGGGCUUCCUGGGGCCCUUAGCAAUCAUAGGCACCUGCGCCCACCUCAUCCGGGCCAAGCUCUUGCGAGAGGGCUGGGUCCAUGCCAACCGGCCCAAGAGGCUGCUGCUGGUGCUGGUGAGCGCUUUCUUUAUCUGCUGGUCCCCGUUUAACGUGAUGCUGUUGGUCCAUCUGUGGCGACGGGUGAUGCUCAAGGAAUUCUACCACCCCCAGAUGCUGCUCAUCCCCCAGGCUAGCUUUGCUUUGGGCUGUGUCAACAACUGCCUCAACCCGUUCCUCUACGUCUUUGUUGGUAGAGAUUUCCAAGAAAAGUUUUUCCAGUCUUUGCCUUCUGCCCUGGCCAGGGCGUUUGGAGAGGAGGAGUUUCUCUCAUCCCGUCCCCGGGGCGACACCCCCAGGGAAUGA
Gorilla gorilla gorilla (western lowland gorilla) is the source of this 1368-nucleotide messenger RNA. RefSeq names its product putative G-protein coupled receptor GPR32P1. Gene Ontology annotation, biological process: phospholipase C-activating G protein-coupled receptor signaling pathway; positive regulation of cytosolic calcium ion concentration; inflammatory response. NCBI's taxonomy places the organism in Eukaryota, Metazoa, Chordata, Mammalia, Primates, Hominidae. Gene Ontology annotation, cellular component: plasma membrane. The record is from RefSeq and is a predicted model, not a curated record. Gene Ontology annotation, molecular function: complement receptor activity; N-formyl peptide receptor activity.